GCCCCCACCCAGCUCCCCUUUGCCAUCAUCCUCUUCCCCAUCCAAUCCUCCGCCGCUACCAAAUCCUCCCCGACCUCUUCUUCAAUACCAACGCCGAUGACCUGUCCCUUCCUCCAACAUUCCGUCAUCGCCCAAUACCCCCAUUCCCACUCUUCCUCAACAACAAUCUUCUCCUGUCCCACGUCCUUCCACUCCCAUGCCUCAUUGCCGCCCCAUUCUCAAUCUCCCUCCAUUCACCACUUCACCUCGCCUGAUUCCCAUUACCAAUCCCACUACCUCUGCUCACCCUAUGGUCACUCGCAUAAAAACGGGAAAUCUCAAACCUCGUAGCCUUCUCUCUAACCUGCAUCUUGAUGACACGCCCACUACUGUGACACAGGCCCUCAAACAUCCCUACUGGCGCUCGGCCAUGGCCGACGAGGUUACUGCCCAGCUACUGAAUCAUACAUGGGACUUGGUCCCUCCUCCACCCAACUGCAAUAUCCUCUCCAACAAAUGGGUUUAUAGAACCAAGCUUCAUCCAGACGGCAAACUCGAUCGACGACGGGCUCGUCUCGUCGCGCGUGGCUUUGAACAGAUUCCGGGUCUCGAUUUUCAGCAGACUUAUAGCCCGGUUCUGAAGCCGGCUACUCUUCGUCUGAUUCUCGGUCUGGCCGUUACCCAGGAUUGGCCUCUCCAUCAAAUUGAUAUUGCUAACGCCUUUCUUCAUGGUGAGUUACAGGAACCUAUCUAUAUGCAGCAGCCGCCUGGUUUCGUUGAUCCCGACAAGCCGGAUCAUGUUUGUCGACUUCGGAAAUCGAUAUAUGGACUUCGACAGGCACCCAGAACGUGGUUCCAAUGUCUUGCCGCUGCUCUCUCUCAGUUUGGCUUCUCAGUUUCACACACUGAUCCAUCUUUGUUUAUUUACAAGACUGGUGUCACUGACUCGCUAAAACACAACACCUAACAAUGGCCAAGUGUAACCAAUGAAAGUGACUGCAGUAUAGUGACUCAAGUAAUAAAUAUCGAAUCCACGGGUCUCUAGAGUUACUAUUACUCAGCUUCAGUUCAUUAUCUAGCAAACCAGAUUAAGAUGGAAGAACUAAAACUACUCUAACAAACUACAGUUAAAGUUAAUCUAAUUACAGGUUGGGAACUCACUUAGGUAUGAUUCCCCCUAGCCACUAGCCAGAUUAAUGAUUGAUGAUCUCUAACCUGUUUCAGUUUCAUUCACAAUGCAGAGAAUCCUUGACUAGACCUUGAGUCUCGACUAAAGGAACAAGACCCUAUUGAGUCAAUUGCCUAGAGGGACGUAUCCUUCUCCAGAACAACCAAUCAAGGCGUUCUGAACUAGACUCCCUCUAUCGAAAGAGGUUCUCAAUCGAUACAAAGCAGUGAAUCAACCCUCGACUAAGGCAAUCGAUCCAAUACUGUCAAUCUAUGGUGCUCUAUUGACCUAAUCAGGUAUUCGCUCUCAUAGGAUCAACGCAGAAUCAAUAAUCUCGACUAAAGCAGAAUUGAAUCAUGAAAACGUGCAUAGAUUGAAUAUGAAAUCAAGAUUAUCAAGUAAGAGUACUCAUACAAUCAUCCAAUCAAACAAACAUAGCUAGGGUUCCUCAAAACCUAAGUGAAGGGAAGCUCCAUAGAGAAGAGAGAGAGUGCAGUAAGAAUCUUCAGAUGAUCAGUAUUCAAGUCCGGGCUUGUUCCUCGAGCUUCCAAGGCAAAGAAAUCCUCCAAUUCCACUCUUAGAAUGCCCUCAAAUCGCCCUCUCUCUCUUUGGUUCGUCCCUUGGGUGUUUGGGAUCCAAAACCCAGCUCUCCCUUUCCUUUGGCUUCAAUCUGCCUCAAAAACCCGAUUCUGGGCAAAACACGGUCGAGGACACGGCCGUGUUUUACUUUUUCCCGCCCGUGUUUUUCCCCCAGCAUCCCUCAUCGGCCAAAACACGGUUGUGCCUAAAUAUGGACACGACCGUGUUUUUACUGCCGAACUUGUUCCACUAUAUUCAAUGCUUCGUUUCUCCCUCGUCCGGACUCCGAAUCAGUUGCCGUUUGAUCCCAGACACUUGUAGUCUCGUCCUAUUUCUUUUCAUGACAAGCUUGCAUGAUUCUUUGUCCAUAAAGUGAGGUAGAAAUCCAUUCUUCUUCAGGUCAUGCCUGAGUUUCUUCUCCCUAAUCGCCAAUUGAUAUGUGGUUGAUUUGAAACUUGCGACUAUGCUUCACUUUAUGUGAUAUAGGACCUGAAAUGUGACAAAGGAACACAACUUAGCGUAAAAUAGGCCAAAGACGCGAUAAUUAAAGCUCAAACAGUCAAGAAACAAAGGGGAAAACAUGUGCAAAUAUCGAGUCAUCAAAUCCCCCCACACUUAACUACUUUGCUUGUCCCCAAGCCAAUCUGACUCAAACCAAUGCAACUCUCCAGACCUCUAUAGCAACAAACAUCCCCGAUCCUCGGUAGAGGACUUUCUAGAUCAUAAAGCAGCUUACGAGGUCAACUGGUCUUCUAAGACAUCCCCUAUCUCUCUCAAUGCGAGUACUAGACUCAAGCCAGGAUCAUGAGAAGAAGUAGAAGUAAGAUGGUCAGUUCAUGGAUAAAGGGACUCACACCAUUCAUAACCAAGGACUCGUUGUACUGGGGGUGCUCUUUCACUUCAUUUCACCGUUGGAACCCCUUUUUCACUUUCAUUUUACUUUUUUUUCUUUCUCAUUCACUUACCGGGGGUUCCAACUGCAUUCUUUUGCAUGGUCGACCCUUAUUAGUCGAGCAAGAGCAAUUUCUGUACAUCUAGCGGUCGCCAGAGUACUUCUUUUAACUCCUUUUCCUCAACUCGUGUGGAGGGUCAAUGAAAUUAAGGGGGGUCG
Messenger RNA from Linum trigynum, 2837 nucleotides. NCBI's taxonomy places the organism in Eukaryota, Viridiplantae, Streptophyta, Magnoliopsida, Malpighiales, Linaceae. The record is from the annotation of a GenBank genome assembly.